AGCUAACCCUUAUUGUUCUAUGAUUAUCACGUCAAUGUCAUUUUCAAUUUCAUUGACAAUGGUACACGUACAUACAUUCCCCCAUUGAAGUUUGAACCGUAGAUUACAAGUUUUUUUAAGAGUUCUUUCAAAAAUCGGUAUGGAAAGCUUGCUUUGUGAUGAGUCGUGGCUAUCUAGCCCAGCAACACCUAUUCAUCAACAUGCAACUAAGCACCACAGUUCAGAGAGCUACUAUGGUUCGUUUUAUACUACUAAGGAAGAUUGUGAGCAGGCCCUUGCUAUAUACCUAGAGAAGGAGAUGAGUUACAUGCCUGAAGCUAGUUAUAUUGAGCAUCCCCGGUCGAAAAAUUUGAUCUUUGCUAGAUUUAGAGCUAUUCAAUGGCUUUUCAGGUCCAGAAGUCGCUUGAAUCUCUCUUUUGAAACUGCUUUUCAUGCUGCAAGUUAUCUUGAUCGAUUCAUAUCUAUGCAUCAAUGCAAUGGACGGGAACAUUGGAUGGUUGAAUUGUUGUCUGUUGCGUGCUUAUCUAUUGCCUCCAAGUUCAGUGAAACCUGCACUCCUAGCUUGCAUGAAAUUCAGAUGGAGAAUUUGGACCAUUCAUUUCAUCCAAGCACUAUCCAACAGAUGGAAUUGAAGCUGCUAGAGGCACUAGGAUGGCGCCUUGGCUCUACAACGGCUUAUUCUUAUGUUGAACUGUUGAUGUGGAGUACUGACUCUUUGAAACCUCACCUCCAUGAGGAAUUUAUUACCCGAGUAACCGAGUUACUUCUUGGGGCUAUUUCAGAUUCAAAAGUGUUGGAAUUUAGGCCAAGCGUUAUUGCAGUAUCUGCACUUUGGUGCAGUCUAGACGAGUUACACCCAUCAACAUUCGAUGCCUACCUAACCUCUCUGACAAGACACUUCAAUCAAUCUCAAAAGGAUGAUCUAGUGAGGUGCCAUAUGAUCAUGGAAGCUCAGCAGGUUGGUUCUUUGCAAAACUUGAUAGAUAAUGAUAAUGGGAACUAUUAUGACUGCCCUUCAAGUCCCACCACAGUAUUGCCGAAGCAGCCCAUUGACAUAUGUGAUUGCAGUUUUAAUUUCUCUUUCUUGAAGAUGCGUGGUCCAAAUGUCAAUCUCAAUUCAAGUAGGAAGAAAAGAAAGAGAGAAGAAGACUAAAAAUCAAAUGGUUAUCAUGGUCUUUUAUAUGAUUGUGAUUGUUGUGCCAAGAAGAGUUAAAAUUGUAAGAUAAUAAUAAUCAUAUAACAAAGGAAUUUAUAUAAUUCAAUAGAUAAAUGACCACGGAAGCAGUUUGGUCAUCUCCUUCUCCAUGU
Messenger RNA from Quercus lobata, 1308 nucleotides. Its product is annotated as putative cyclin-D7-1. Lineage: Eukaryota; Viridiplantae; Streptophyta; Magnoliopsida; Fagales; Fagaceae. The record is from RefSeq and is a predicted model, not a curated record. The transcript is spliced from 6 exons. Bases 140 to 1153 code for a protein of 337 amino acids.